Messenger RNA from Oncorhynchus mykiss (rainbow trout), 2359 nucleotides. Its product is annotated as GDNF family receptor alpha-4. The record is from RefSeq and is a predicted model, not a curated record. Gene Ontology annotation, cellular component: signaling receptor complex; external side of plasma membrane. Gene Ontology annotation, biological process: nervous system development. NCBI's taxonomy places the organism in Eukaryota, Metazoa, Chordata, Actinopteri, Salmoniformes, Salmonidae. Gene Ontology annotation, molecular function: signaling receptor activity.
AUGCUCACCUACGUCGCUCUCAGCAGUUAGUCCAUCCGAGCCACUCUCUUUCCCACUUACCAACAGAAAAUACGUUCGAAGAGGACUUGCUUUCGGCGGAGAAAGAACAGCGGCGGGCAAACACAAACUCUCACAUACCUGAUCCUAGAUGUAGCCUAGAUAACUUUUCAGGGUCUAUAACACGUUUUACAUGAUCGUUUACAUAACGAUUACGCCCGUAUUUUAAUUUAUUUAUGUCCACGACAUUUGAUUAAUCCAUCCACUUUUCGGGAAACUUAUGGAAUUCUGAAACAUUUAGUGAACAAGGAGUUAUUUUGGUUAUCAAUCCCUUUGUAACAAUUCAGUCCACUUGUACAGGAGGAUGUAUUUGAGUGUAAUUUCAAAGGUGUAGGUGUAGUGGUGCGUUACCUGGAAUCAUUUAAACAGAAUUUUACAUCGGAAAUCAAAAUGGACCUUUGGGGAGUUUACCUAUUUCAUCUCGUCUUCUUCGCCCUGCAGGUAGUUCUGUCAGCAGGCAGAGACUGUCUGGUGGCGGGGGACUCGUGCUCCAGCGACGAGACCUGCAGCCCACGUCUGCGGACCCUGCGUCAGUGCGUAGCGGGCAAUGGUAGCAUGAAACUGGGCCCCGGGGCCCGGAGCCAGUGCGCCAACGCCGUGUCGGCACUGCUCUCCAGCCCCCUGCACGGUUGCCAGUGCAAGCGAGGCAUGAAGAAGGAGAAGAACUGCCUCAGCAUCUACUGGAGUCUCCAUCAGUCUGUCAUACACGGACUCAACCUGGUAGAGAGUUACCCUUAUGAAGCCAUGGAGAGAGACUACGACUACGUUCGUCUGGCCUCCAUCACGGCUGACUCCGAGGCUGGUAUGGUGACGGUGAACCGCUGCCUGGAUGCAGCCAAGGCAUGUAAUGUCGACGACCUGUGCCAGAAGCUCCGCACAGAGUACGUAUCUGCCUGCAUCAAGCCCUCGGCCAAGUCUGGCCUCUGCAACAAGGCCAAGUGCAGCAAGGCCUUACGCCGGUUCUUUGAUCGCAUCCCUCCAGACUACACGCAUGAGCUACUCUUCUGCCCCUGCACGGACACUGCGUGCGCAGAGCGACGCAGGCAGACCAUAGUUCCCGGCUGCUCCUUCGAGGGCUCGGAAAAACCCAGCUGCCUGACACAGAUGCGUAUUUGCAAGGCUGACUAUGUGUGCAGGUCCCGCCUGGCUCAGUUCCAGUACGACUGCCAACCAGCCGAGUCGUCUGCCAACGGUUGCAAGCAGGGGAACUAUGGAGCCUGUCUACUCGCCUACACAGGCCUGAUAGGCAGCUCGAUAACUCCCAACUAUGUGGAUAACUCCACGUCUAGCGUGGCCCCAUGGUGCUCCUGCUCUGCCAGUGGGAACCAGAGAGAAGAGUGCUCCGACUUCCUGGAAUACUUCACCGACAACGUCUGUCUCAGGAAUGCCCUCCUGGCAUUUGGGAGCGGGACAGAUAUGGCGCCCACUCCCAGCCUAUCGGGACUGCUCAGCCCUGCCGCAGGCAGAGAGAACCAUGCCACCACCCCUCUGCCUGCUACCGUGGAGACCACACGGAAUGUUCCGGACCCAAUUAUACCAACACAGGCCAGCGGAAAUGACCGACUGUGGGGAGAUUCUACCCUCCCAUUGGAUGGGCUCCCAAACUCUGCCCCCGCACUUGGCCUUCUGCCUCCAACGGCCUUUACCAGCCUUGUGCUCCUACCUCUGCUCUUAUAUGGACAUUAAAGGAGGAAGCACUGCCAAGGACCACCCAUAGAGCAGAUGGGAUGAUUUGUUGACAAAUUCUAGAGAAAUUUGACUCUUUGGCCAAUAGGCUUCUCCUCCUCCGAAACAUGUACAGCAUAGUCGUUUUUAUAUUUUUGUGUCUUAGUGGUUCAACUGCAUCUGCGAGCCCUUUAAGUGUACAGAGAGGGACUGAGACAGAUUGAAACCAAUCUGUACACUUGUACAUUGUUAUCGCUUCAAGUCAAGAUAAAAGUACUUUUUAUGUGGACUAACCUACCAUCCAGCUAUCCAAGCACAUCCAUUGUUUUCAAGAGUGAAUUUAAAAAGCACCAUUGGAAACUACACAGUUAUCCUUUAAGAUCUAUAUAUAUAAAUGGAAAGCUCUUACCUAAAAUGUUGUCAAUGAACUGCGAACUUUGUCUUUAUUUGGUACUCAACUGCACAAACUGAUUGGAAAAGACCCUUGAGGAUAUAAGUGCUUUAAUACCGUUCGCUUUGACUUGACUGAAGGAGGAACAUUAUUUCUAAUCAAUACUGGAAUGGUAGAGAUGGACAAUGGAGCUACGGCUUAUUCAGCCAUUCUGGACAAAUACCCUGACUCAGAUCAUUCCGAGUG